AUGUCGAGUAGUCUCUAUCUUCCCCGCGAAGCAUUGGGUCUCGCUUUCGCCGCUUGCGGCCGACUCUACAGUCCGGCCGACGACUCACCAUCACUCUCCACGAGGCGGAGUCCUCGGCUUGGACAGCUGGACGAGGAUACCUUGGAAAGCUUCCAUGUUGACACCAGACAGAAGGGGGUGAAUGGCCCGAUGCUGAGCUACGCCCCCGAUAGACAGUGA
Ascochyta rabiei is the source of this 219-nucleotide messenger RNA. RefSeq lists its product as uncharacterized. The transcript has a single exon. The coding region runs from base 1 to 219 and encodes 72 amino acids. The record is from RefSeq and is a predicted model, not a curated record. NCBI's taxonomy places the organism in Eukaryota, Fungi, Ascomycota, Dothideomycetes, Pleosporales, Didymellaceae.